CUUUUCAAUUGUAGUAUUUUUAUCUAUAUUUAUUUGCCACUGUGGAUCGGUCCAGAUCGCAGAUACAGGCACACACCACAGAGAAUGAUGAAUACAAAGUACUCACAGGAUCCGAUAUGCUCCGCACACAUACAUAGUAGAUACAUAGCACACAAUAGUAACUACAGUAACCAAGCAACCAACAGUAGUAAUCCAACCAAAGACCCAUCCACCUAUCCAUCCAUCACCAACUACAAUCCCUACUGCAUCUGCAGAUUUACUCCCCAACCUACUCACCUAUAACAAUAACAAGAGGGGAAUGAAGAGAGGGCCACAGGGAUAUGUGGCUCAACAGCUAUGGUGCCAUGCGAUUCACCAAUACUACCCGGGUGUGGCGAGUUCGCGCGGCAUUAGCCCUGCAGUUGAAACAACCACUACCACCAACAACACCACCACCACCGCUACCGCUAUACUGUAACACAACACCUGACUUGCCUGACUACUUACAGCCCAGCCCAGUUGGGUAUUUGCCGGGUGAACUUUGAGCGGUCUACUCUGUAUGCAUAGCAUUGCAUCAUUGUGCGAUCACCUUCGGGAUUUACUUGCUGUUACUAAGUUGCUGCUGCUGCUGCUGCUGUUGGUGUUGUGGCCCGACUUGAUGCCUGCUUGCCUGCCUGUUCUGGUUUGUUUGUUUGUUUCUGUACGCCCUUAUGUUGGUGAACGUUGUUUGGUUAAUGGUAGGCUAUCUUUCCAUAUGAGGAGAAGAAAUCCGGAUAUAUUUAGAGGUGUGGUGUGUCUCAGUUAACUGGGGGCUCAAUUUGAUUCUUCAUUUGGAGACAGUAGCCUAGACCAAUUUUGUCUUUCUUCAAUUGUAAAUAUAGCAAAGUAAAAAUACUAGACCAGAGGUAAUAGUAUGUCAUAACCAUCAAUGUCCAUGCAAAUACUGCCAUCCACAUCCAAACAACAUCCUCGAGAGAAUCAACCAACCAAGUAGAAAAUCCCCCUAUUGCCGCCGAUAUAUGCGCGCAGGGUAUCACCGCACAAAGCAGAACAAGCACAGCACAGCUCGAGUGAGUCAAGAAAGUUCUGCCCGAUGUAGUGCAAGACAAGUGAAGAUUGAUCGUUGGGCCUGGCCGCUCUUUCAGCUGCCAACCUUCAUUCUUUCAUUCUCUU
Molecule: messenger RNA, 1152 nt
Organism: Aspergillus welwitschiae
Lineage: Eukaryota; Fungi; Ascomycota; Eurotiomycetes; Eurotiales; Aspergillaceae
Exons: 3
Coding region: 539-784 (81 amino acids)
Source: RefSeq, a predicted model, not a curated record